This is a messenger RNA of Closterium sp. NIES-65, 639 nucleotides long. NCBI's taxonomy places the organism in Eukaryota, Viridiplantae, Streptophyta, Zygnematophyceae, Desmidiales, Closteriaceae. The record is from the annotation of a GenBank genome assembly.
AUGCAACACGCUUGGAAACGCAUGGAGGCGGAGUACCGUGACACUCUGCGCAACAACGGGACAAGCGGGCGGAAACCGAAGAGAAAGAAGCCCUGGUUUGAGUACGUAUACCUGCUCAAACGCAUCCCUGCAACUGUCAAGCCUCACGUCGUCGAAGGCGAAGGCGCUGGUGAAACCCACGUCGACCCGCAAGCCCCGCUCCAGCUCGACGCCGAUAUGCCCGAGGGGGGUACCACAACCCCCGUGCCCCGUGGUCAGCAACGACGCAUGCCUCGUCGCGCGGCCGCCAUUGAAGCCACGCCCAGCCCCGUACCGGCACGGCGUUCACGCGUGAACGAGACGGCGACCAUGGCGGCCGCCAAGGUGAUUUCCGACACGCUGAAUGCGUGCAACGGGCAAGCCAUGAGGCAGCUGAGCGACACCGUGCAGCUGCUCAUCGCCGCAAUACACAUGGCGGCGGGGAUGUGGCGACCCCCUCCAGCACCGCCUCUACCGGCGACGGUACCUGCACCUGCACAACCACCUGCCAUCGCCAACGACGCGGGCAACCUGGUGAAUGCGGCAUUGGUUGACAGGGAGCUGGCAGAUGCGCCAGAAGAAGAUGAAGGGGCGUCGCCGGAUGACAUGCAGUCUCGCUAG